This is a messenger RNA of Candidula unifasciata, 1536 nucleotides long. The record is from the annotation of a GenBank genome assembly. NCBI's taxonomy places the organism in Eukaryota, Metazoa, Mollusca, Gastropoda, Stylommatophora, Geomitridae.
AUGGCCAGGCACACUACGACCUUCUCUCUACUGGUUCUGACAUUGUCUGUCAGUAUACCACACAGUACAGGCAGGCGGCAGUGCGCGGAGGUGAUCGAUGAUCCUCGAUCUGUGUUCAAUCAGUCGAACGUUUACACGGAGCCCCUUGCGGCAUACAUAGCCACAGAUCUAGUAGACUGCAUGGGCAUUUGCUGCUAUGACGAAAUAUCCUGCAAUGUUGGAGUUUACAUGGAAUCAUCUCCUAGCGACAUCAACUGCUGGUUAUACUUCUGUUAUACCCUGGACUCUUGUGCCGUCGAGAUCAGAAAGAGAUCCGUUGUUUUCGUGAACUACAACCAUCCUACAGAUAACGACAACAUACAGACUUCACAGAAUCCAGGCUAUCCGACUCCGGUGUACCAAGACAGUAAUGUAGAUUACGCCAACACGAAGUGGAACACUGACAAUACACCUACAUAUAAUAAAAAUGAAACAGACGAAAACGCUAGUAACAGUUUUGCUUCACUAGAAGGGAAUACAGUUUCUACACCUCCAUCUAUGACAGCUGAGGUGGCGUCAGUAACAGAACCUGAACUGAUUUCUGAAACAACACAUAAAAACACCUUACUGUCACUUGCCAGUCAAAGUAUUUUCCAAUAUGACACUUUUAUAAUGCCUGGCAAUGAAGUUGUUUUAAAAAAUGACACCUUUACCACAACACUUAACGAGACUGGUUGGGAAAAUGGCCCAAUCUUUGCAAAUAUUAGUAAAGAAAUUGAAGGAAAUAUCACAUCGGAAUCUUUAUUUACCAAUGAAAAUGACACAGGUCAUGAAAAUGACAAUGCUACCGUGUCAGUCAAAGAUGAACAUGAUAUUGAAAGUGUCACAUUUUGGGCAGCAGACCAGCUGACUAGUAUUAAUUCUUCUUUUAGCCUGUCAACAUCAGAAGUUGUUUUAGCACAAAUACCAGGUACGAAAGAUCAACAUUUCUACAGUUCUCAGCAAACACUGCACAGCGAAGACUCCGCAAUACACCCAACAGACACAACUUCCUACAGUGACUUGCUCGCUGCCAUGACGAUUUUCUCUAGUGGCGACUGGUCAACGACAUUUGUGGUCAGUGCAACAUCGCAUUUUGAGUCUACUAUACAUCUUUCAGAACAAGGAGGGGAAAGCCUUGUAAUGUUGGAGUCAGUGAUGACAGUUAACUCAAGCGGUUAUGUCAGUUCGACCCGGAAUAUGGCAGAGGAGGAUGUCACAAACUUGCUUGAGAGCACGGAGACAUCCCCAGUGCCCCAACAAUCAGCCUCAAUGACAUCUGACAUAUUCCCGCCUUCUGAUCUUCAAUCUCAGCAUUCCCCCAACGGCACGGAGUCGCGUGCAGACAUCAAUUAUCAACCUUCAGAAGCCACCACAGGUUUGCUGAUUUCAGCCCUGACUGUCGGAUGUGUCUGCGCUCUUGCUGUUGUGGUAGUCCUGAGUUUGAGAAUUUACGACGGAUACAAGAAACGUCAUUAUUCCAGAUUGGACUAUUUGAUUAACGGGAUUUACAACUGA